This is a messenger RNA of Triticum aestivum (bread wheat), 1956 nucleotides long. RefSeq lists its product as uncharacterized. Lineage: Eukaryota; Viridiplantae; Streptophyta; Magnoliopsida; Poales; Poaceae. The transcript is spliced from 2 exons. The record is from RefSeq and is a predicted model, not a curated record. The coding region runs from base 17 to 1720 and encodes 567 amino acids.
UGAACCUUCGUGCGCCAUGUCUUCUUCUUCCUCCUCCUCAUAUUCUUCCUCCGACUACUCCUCUUCCUCUUCGUCCUCGUCAUCGUCCUCUGACCAGGACUACAACCUCGAGGAUGACGCCGCCGGCGUCGACCUCGAGUUGACGGCGGAGGAAUUCGUCUCGGUGUUGCGUACGCACGACCAGGUCGACGCGGUGCGCAAGAAGUACGACAUCCCGAAGAACCUGUACACCGCCUGCCCCGCCGGCGACCUGCGCGCGAGCUCGUCCCCACCGCAUGGCGCCGUCUGCGUGUACGCGCACGCGCUGGAGGCCGGGAUGCGCCUCCCGCUGCACCCCUUCUUCGUCGACGUGCUCAACCACUUCAACCUCGCGCCGACGCAGCUCGCACCCAACGCUUGGCGCAUCAUAGUGGGCUUCCUUGUGCUCUGCCACUCCGCCCGCGUGCCGCCGUCCCUCGCGGUGUUCCGGCGUUUCUUCCUGCUCCACCACAAACACAAGAUAGCCUGGUACUUCUUCAAGACCAGGCGCGGCUCCCGCUUGCGCAUCACGGGGUUGCCGGAUUCCAUCAAGGGUUGGAAGAGCGGGUUCUUCUUCCUCCAUUCGACGACCCCAUGGCCUUGUCCGGUGGAGUGGGGCAAGCCGUCCAAGAGCUCUCUAGCGGACCCUGUGCUCUCCGCCGAAGAUAGGGAAACGGAGGCGAAGUUGCUGAGCGCUUACGGAGCCUCCCCCGUUGAUCUUAGAAAGUAUCUUUGCCGCAGCAAUCUCGCCGCCGCCAUGAUAUCUCCCUCGUCGGCACCGUCAACACCCCUGCCUCCGGCACAGCAGUCGUCAUCACCGGAGGCCCCGGCACCACAACCUUCAUCACUGCUGUUCCCGGCACUGCAGCCGUCGUCACCACAGCCCCCGGCGCCGUCAUCACCGGAGCACCCGGCACCACAGCCUUCAUCGCUGCUGUCCCCGGCACCGCAGCCGUCGUCGCCACAGGCCCCGGCGCCGUCAUCACCGGAGCACCCGGCACCACAGCCUUCAUCGCUGCUGUCCCCGGCACCGCAGCCGCGAACUUCUUAUACUCGUACUGCUACCAAAGGGAUGGAUCCUGCAGUCUACGUCAUGAUGAAAUCCAUGCUGGCGGCGAAGGCUACCGUGGCGCAAGCAUCAGCAUCGGCGAACAAGGUGAAAUCCGAGCCGGACAACUACACGACCGGGUCUUCGCCGUUGUGUGGGAAGAAGAGGAAUCUGGACGAAGCAUACGGCGACGACGGCCCGCUUUCCUAUGUGCUGCCAAACACUCCGCCGGCCUCCGGAGCUUCCUCCCUGCCUGGGGGGUUCUCCCGGAGCCGGAAGAUGCGGCAUAUUCCCAAAGGACAGGACGGCGACAGCACGGACUGGGAGGCCGCACGGGAGAGGUUGCAGGGCGUCGUCCAGCCGCAGCAGGAGCGCUUGUUCGCGGCGAACGAGCCCUCCGACAUCGUCAAGUCCACCUACGUCUCUAUUCUUCAGGCAGCGAAGUACGCAUCCUUCUCCUUGGCCUACGCGUUGGAGCUGGACUCGGAGGUCGCCGCACUGCGGACGCAGCUGCAGAAGUCAGAGGCCAAGCUCGCCGCGGCGGAGGCGGAGGUGGAGACGCUGAAGGCCGAGCUCACCGUGCGGCGGCGCGCGCAGGACGCGCUGGAUGGCUACGAGCACUGGCGGGGAACGAACGCGGGGCGGAGGACGUGAAGCGCGUCGCGCUCUCUGGGUCGAGGGAGGCCGCUUGACUACGUGAUCGAUUGAUCUUUUGGAGUUCUCGUGUUAUUUUGCAUGUUCUUAGGUUAUGCCUCCAGGAUUUGUUUGCUAGUAUUUGCAAAUCACAAGUGGAUAAUUUGUCGCCGCAGUGUUUUCACGAUUCCACUUUAUUCGGCAAACGGAGGCGCUAAAACUCAGUCGACUUAUUUUUAACAAAGUCUCAGUCGAGU